This is a messenger RNA of Drosophila albomicans, 3226 nucleotides long. RefSeq names its product cyclic AMP response element-binding protein A (gene CrebA). The transcript is spliced from 6 exons. Gene Ontology annotation, biological process: regulation of transcription by RNA polymerase II. The record is from RefSeq and is a predicted model, not a curated record. The coding region runs from base 1029 to 2654 and encodes 541 amino acids. Lineage: Eukaryota; Metazoa; Arthropoda; Insecta; Diptera; Drosophilidae. Gene Ontology annotation, molecular function: DNA-binding transcription factor activity, RNA polymerase II-specific; cAMP response element binding.
AUUUAGUUUAGUACCGUUUUUGGCUGCAGUCGCACUACGGACAAUAUUCUAAUUGUGCUAACCAUCAAUAUACACACACACAUAUAAUAUACAGCAGACAUCAAAUAUAUAGUAUACGCUUACGCAUACGUAUUACCAUAUACAAUUCGAUUAAAUAGCGGCAAUAGUUAAUGAUAUUAACUACACAUUUUAAAUGUAAUUAUACAUGGCCAAUGCCCAGCCAUAUGGAAAUCGUGUGCUGCUGUCUCAACACACAAAAAAAUUGAAUCCAUUUAAUCUGUAAAACAAAAAACAACAACUACGAAUAAUAAUAACCAAAACGCAAACAACAAAUUAAUUCCAAAUGUAAAAUGAUCAAAAAAAAUUAAUAACAGUUUUCUAUAAAAAAAAAAGUUUGUGCAAAAUUGUAACUGUGUUGGAAUAAAUCAUUUCAAAAUAAAAAAUUUUAUAAUUGCAAAAUACAAAGCAACAAAACAACGACAACCAACAACGCGUGCAACAAGUUAAAUCCAGCUACAAGUUGUAAACCAAGUUAGAACUAUACACACACACACAUAUGUAUGUUCGUCUACCAAUACACAAGCAAGCAACCCAACAACACACACUCACACGUUCGCGCUACACACACACACACACACGCAUACACUCACACGGAGAGAGACUUUAACAAUGUCAAGUGAAAACAAUCUCUGGAAUCAACAGGUUUCGCCCUAAAAAGUGUUAUUAAGAAGCGCGUCCAGAACUCUUUAGUUAAAAUUACAACACGAAAUUCAUGAGCGAGUAAAAGAAGUUGAGCAAAAAGAGAGUCUUUAUAAUUAGCUAAAACGAAAACAACAACACCAACAACAAAGAAAAGAAAAAGAAAAUUAUAUAUAUGUGUAUAUAGAUCUAUAAGAAAUUGUGUGACUGCAACCAGGUGGAACGAAAGUCGGAACAAACACCGCAAAAAAUCAGCUUAACAACAACAGAAAAGAAAAAAGAAAAAACAAAAACCUGAAAAGUUCUUAGAGCGCAAAAUAAACCUCAAUAUGGAUUCAUUCUACGAUGGCGACCUUAAAGAUAUAUGGGACUCCGAUUUAGAUCCGACGGAAUCCUUGAAAAUAAGCAGCGAUCACGAUAUGCACGAUUGGUUUUAUGAUCGCGAUGUCAAGGAUCCAGCCGUAAUACUCCAUGACAAGCUCAUCUCCGAUGCGCUGCUCAAUGGCACGGGUCCAAUCAAAACGGAGCAUUCCUAUAGUCUCAACAGCGAUGGUGACUCCCUACCUGAUUCACCUAAAAGCCUGCAGGCCAAGAUCGAUGACAUGGAUGACGAGUGCUACUCAGGCAGUGGCCGCAUCACCAUUGAUCCCAAAUGCCUCACACUACACCCGCCCACAAGAAAUAAUCGCAGCAGUGCCAUGCUGAGCAUGAGCAGCACCAGCGCCAAUCCCGCAUUACACACAGCCAUAACGGAGUUGGCGCCCACGAACGCAGUCCUUGGUCGUCAUGGCCAUGGCGAUGUAGUGCAGCAGCAUUGUGGCAACAGCGUUAGCAAUCACAGCAACAGCAGCAAUGGCAGCAGCAAUAGCAUGAGCGUGGCAUUGGAACAUUUUCAACAAGCUCAACACUUGGCUGACAUGUACGAUGAUAACGAUUGCAGUUCGUCGGUGUCAUCGGCUAGGGAGGGCAGCAUAUCACCCGAUAUAUGCUCAGACAUUGAGAUCGAUGAGGCAGUCAUCAAGGAUGAGCCAAUGUCGCCCGACUCUAGCUGCCCCGCCAGUCCAAACUCACAGAACAGCAGCGCCCAUCAGCUGAGCAUCAAUCUGGCCAAUUUACAAACAGAGUUGCUCUUUGACCAAAAGCAUGGUGGACUUUUGCUUACUGCAAGCAGCAACAACCUCAUCAAAUCCCAGCAGCAGCAGCAACUGUUGCUUGGUCAGAGCAGCCAAAGCCAAAGCAGCCUUAUGGUGCCCAAGAUAGCCAUCAAAAGUGAGAAACAAAGUGCGGCCAGCAACAACAGUUCAUCGGGUAAAUCGCAUGCGUAUGGCAUACCGUUGACGCCGCCCUCCUCUCUGCCCAGCGAUGACUCCGAAGGUAACUUGUCGCCGGAACAUUUGUAUGCGCCACUGUCCCCCAACGCUUCCGCCGUUUCGAUAUCCGCCGUUACCAAUGCAGCCGCCAAUGCCAAUCCAGCUGAUUCAGCCAACAAUGGGAGCGCGCGACGCGCUGCCUCAGCUUUGGCACGCGCCGCCGCAAGUAGCAGCAAUGGUGCCUCGAAUAAUGCCGCAACAUCGACGAGGCAACCCAUACACACGCCGUUGAUAAGCUCCCAGCCGAAAGGUUCCACGGGCACCCUGCUAUUGACAGAGGAGGAGAAACGCACGCUUCUGGCCGAGGGUUAUCCCAUACCACAGAAGCUGCCACUGACCAAAGCCGAAGAAAAGUCACUGAAGAAGAUACGACGCAAAAUUAAGAAUAAGAUCUCCGCUCAGGAAAGUCGUCGUAAAAAGAAGGAGUAUAUGGAUCAAUUGGAGCGGCGCGUUGAAAUUUUGGUUACCGAGAAUCAUGAUUACAAGAAACGCCUCGAGUCACUGGAGGAGACCAAUGCCAAUCUACUUAGUCAGCUGCACAAAUUGCAGGCCGUAGUUAGCAAGCACAAUGUGAAAAAGUCCUAAACCUGUAACCAAGGCCCAAUGGCCAAAUGGUUCAAGUUUGCCUGCCUGCCCGAGAGAUAUUUUUUAUUUUUAUUUUAUUUGUUGUACAUUCACACAUACACAAACACACACACACACACAUAUACUGAAUACAUACAUAGGCGAGUGUCGAGUGAAAGUUUUCUAAGAAUUUAUCAGUUUAUAAACAAAUUGUCUUGAUUAACGAAGCAAUUUUAUAAUUUGGCUUUUGAUUAGCACAAAGCAGUAAACAUUCCCCCAAAUCCCCCUGCCACCUUCUCUUAAGAUUUAGUAGCCCAUAUGCGCAUAUAUAUAUAUACAUAUAUAUAUAUAUAAAUAUAAAUUUAUAUAUGUAUAUUUCUAUCUAUAUCUAGCUACUUAUAGUUCGUAUCUUAUAUUAUUAUUAGUCAUGCAUUCCUGUUAUAUAACCUGAUAUAGAGUAGGCAACAAGCUCAAAUGAACCCCACUUAAUCAGCGUCUAAAGAGAAGCUACGUAAUAAUGUUGUUAAAAUAAAACAAUAAAAAAAAAACAAGAAAGAAAAGCCAACUUCGGCACUCCGAAGAAUAAAUACCCG